GAACCCAAGCUUGGCCAGCAUUGCGACCCAUUGCCAUCUUUCUUCCAGCCAUUGUCUUUCCGCAUGGCUGCUAUACGGUAGCGGCAUUUGCUGGGAACCCUUCCACCUGCAAAUCCCGUCUCCGACCAAGCGAAGCAAGCACUUCAGGCCGCGACACUCCGUCCAAGCUGGGAUACCAGGCUUUCCUGUCGUUAGAGCCAACUGUUGCGGUAUUUUGGAUUAGCACGACCAUAUCUUGGGCACUUGGAUUCUUCAUGCCGUUGGGAACGACUUGUACACCUGUAUGACAUGCCGACGCACUCGCUUUCAACCUCCAACCCACGCACAAUAAGCCCUCAGAACUCGUCCACGCCGCUGAUAACGCAAGAACAGCGUCAGGACGUUCGAGAAGCUAGCGCCAGCAGUGUUGCGGAGCAAGACGGGAAGACUUUGAAACAGAGAUUGUUGGGAUUGGCUGGAAAGAAGAAGGACGAAAAGGCAGAACCGAAGAUGAACACAGUUCAUUCUCAGGCGGAAGUCGCAUCGCCUUCGAAGCAAGCGCAACUUGAUCCCAAAGCGCAAAAAGCUCUCAGGAACAACCCAUUACAGAACACAAUCGCUGCUUCGCCAUCACGAGUGAGAUCGAGUUCGCCGCGACUACACAGCCCUGCAUCCUCUGAAAUAUUCGAGCGCAAUGUUCAGGAACCCAUACCGAUAUCUUCUCUUGGUAAGGAUGAGAAGAACUUGGAACAGCAUCUGCCUGCGCAUGUCAUCACCGAAGAUGCUAUCCCUCCAGCACUCGAAGCCUCUGCCGAAGCAAUCACGAAUAACCGCUUGAAUCCGGACGAAGUUGAAAUAGUCACAUCGGCGUCGCAUCAACCUGCUGCUCAAGUGGUGCUCGAAGCUGCAACUAGUAAUACCGAUUUGACCUCACUGAACUCUCCACGAAGCGAAUUGAUAGACCUUGCGAUAAGCGAACCUUCGUCAAGCUUGCAUGCCACAGGAAUAAUACCAGGAACUGAAGAUGAUAAUGCGAGCACGUACGCACAACUGGAUCCAAAUGAUGUCAGACGUCUCAGCUUCAUCUCAUUCAAAGACAUCGUCCACAGCGAGCACCAGCAAAUGGCCGCUUCCAGCUUCAGUGAGGUUGGCAGCCGAGAAGGUCUACCUAUAUCGAAUAUGUCGGCCUCUAUCGGGGAACGUGCUGCGUCACCUUUGAGAUCUCCGCGAUCCCCAAAUUCAACACAUAGUUCAAAAGGAGGUCUCACAACGCCCCCGCCCGGUACCAAUGCCAAUCCUCUUACGGUAAAUCCAGAGCAAUCUCCAGUGCGCAGUAUAGGGCUCGGGAGUCCUGGAAACCAGCACGGAGAACUUACGAUCGAGACAAUGAGGCAGAGUAUCCGUAAGACUGCCAGCGGAGAUCUUGGUGGAGGGAGGAGCACUGGAAUGUCUCCGAUCAGCGACGAGAACAGCUUUUCUCCCGUGCCUCGAAGCCGAACGAAUUCAUAGGGAGGAUCUACAGCUUCGUCGGCACGGCACUGUUCGCUCGGAUUUUUUUUUUCUUUGGAGUCAUGUCUAUCCACCACAGGAAUGGUUGAAAUCAUAAUCUGGUUGCUCUCUUGACGAAAAUGUCCUUUCUGUUUUCGCCUCUCUCUUUUUGAUCUGGUCUGUGUUGUGAUGAAUUUGUGAAGAGUGUCAGCAUGGAUAUCCCAGUAUGAAACUGAUAUACUUGUCACAAUGUGCGGGAAGGAAGGAUUCACAGUCGGCUCGGCGAGCAAAGUGUCAUCAUCACUAGAAUAUCACACACACUCAGCAUAUUCUUCUACC
Molecule: messenger RNA, 1806 nt
Organism: Pseudocercospora fijiensis CIRAD86
Lineage: Eukaryota; Fungi; Ascomycota; Dothideomycetes; Mycosphaerellales; Mycosphaerellaceae
Exons: 1
Coding region: 289-1488 (399 amino acids)
Source: RefSeq, a predicted model, not a curated record